AUGACUUUGUCAGUAGCCGACAAUCCUCUGACAGCACCCCUCCCACCCGUUUCAUCGACGUCUCCGGCUGAGAGGGCCGCUGCUCGCUUCAAGAUUGAGGGCAAUGCUGUUCUCACUGGCGGUGCUGGUACAUUGGCAUUGGCAUCUGCUCGAGCGCUUCUGGAGCAUGGCGCAACCGCUUUAACUUUGAUGGACUUGCAAUCGACGAUUGACAGCUCUUCGAAAGCGAUCUCCGACCUGAAACAGGACUUUCCGAAAACCCCCAUCCACGCAGUCCACGUUGACGUGACCUCAGAGACAGCCGUAGAAAAGGCAUUCCAGGAUGCUCGGGAUUUGAUGGGAAGCGUCGAUGUCUUGUGCUGUUUUGCGGGCAUUGUUGGCUGCGUCCACUCUAUAUCAGCAACCGCCAACCAAUUCCGCAAGGUCGUCGACGUCAACCUGACAGGGUCUUUCCUAUGUGCUCAAGCAGCUGCCAAACACAUGAUCGAUACCAAGAAAGGAGGCUCAAUACUCUUUACAGCAUCGAUCUCUGGCCAUUCAACCAACUACCCGCAGCCUCAAACAGCCUACAACAUAAGCAAAAGUGGUGUACGGACUCUGACUAAAAACCUUGCCGCUGAAUGGGCAGUGCAUGGUAUACGUGUUAAUUCAAUCUCUCCUGGCUACAUGGACACAGUGCUCAAUGCGGGCGACAGUCUGCGGCCGGUCAGAGAUAUCUGGGCCAGUCGAUGCCCUAUGGGCCGUAUGGGAGAUAUUGAGGAGAUUACUGGUCCAGUUGUCCUCCUCACUAGUAAACGAGCCGGCAGAUAUAUCACUGGUUCAGACUUGAUAGUCGAUGGUGGUGCCUUGUGCUUUUGA
Messenger RNA from Exophiala spinifera, 858 nucleotides. RefSeq lists its product as uncharacterized. The record is from RefSeq and is a predicted model, not a curated record. Bases 1 to 858 code for a protein of 285 amino acids. Gene Ontology annotation, molecular function: oxidoreductase activity, acting on the CH-OH group of donors, NAD or NADP as acceptor. Lineage: Eukaryota; Fungi; Ascomycota; Eurotiomycetes; Chaetothyriales; Herpotrichiellaceae. The transcript has a single exon.